AUGGAAGGGCUAAAGGCGAAGCUGGUUCCUCUGCCCAAGUACAUGGAGCGUCUGGGAGGAGGUGAUGACAAUGAGCUGGCGAGUUGUGGCGUGGUGGACGAGGUUCUUGUCGAUCACAUCUUGGCUUUCUACCUGCGCCUCGAGACUGGAGGAGCCAUCGACGAAGCCGCUACCGCCAUCGCGCGACCACCGCCUCCCCCGAGUAGCGACGAGUUCGUCGAAGGCGAGCCCGAAGGCUACACCCUGCGCGUAGUGGCUCCAGUCCCUUCCCAGGGCCAGCCUGGGCGGGUCGAAGUCACGGGCCGCACGUGCCGUGGCGCGUUCUACGGCGCGCAGACCCUCGUGCAGCUCCUACGCGCCUUCAACUGGGGCGGCGCAGCCGACACCUCCCGCGGCUCGACAAGGCAGCUGCGUCUGCCCCUCGUGAGCAUCGCUGACCAGCCCGACUUUGCCGCCCGUGGCGUCAUGCUCGACGUGUCCCGAGACAAGGUGCCGACGGUGGAGACGGUGAAGAGGCUGGUGGACGAGCUGGCCUCGUUGAAGGUGAACCAGCUGCAGCUCUACGUCGAGCACACCUUUGCCUACCCCGGCCACGAGCAGGUGUGGCGCGACGCUUCGCCAUUCACCGCCGAGGACAUAUUGGAACUGGACGCGUACUGCAGGGAACGCUUCGUGGAGCUGGUGCCCAACCAGAACAGCUUCGGACACUUCCACAGGUGGCUCAAGCACCCGGCCUACCGCAAGUACGCCGAGGUCCCCGAGGGCAACCUCCAUCCGUUCCUGGCGGUGGGCGAUGAAAACGAGAAGGAGCCCUUUGGCCUGGCGCCCGAUGACCAAUCGAUUGCGCUGCUCGACGAACUCUACGCCGCGUUUCUUCCCAACUUCUCCAGCAGACAGUUCAACGUCGGUUGCGACGAAACGUUCGAUCUCGGUCAGGGUCGGUCGAAGCAGCUGUGCGAGGAGAAGGGCGUUCAAACGAUCUACAUCGAUUUCCUCAACAGGGUCAACGAACUCGUCUCCAAGAAGUAUCGAAAGAAGAUGCAGUACUGGGGCGACAUCGUUCUCCAGCAACCGGACCUCAUUCACACCCUCCCCAAGGACGCGAUCGCGCUCAUCUGGGGCUACGAGGCCUCGCACCCCUUUGCCGAGCAGUGCAAGGCGUUUGCUGCGCUGAAGGAGAUUCCGUUCUACGUGUGCCCCGGCACGUCGUCGUGGAACACUGUCGUUGGGCGCACCGACAACGCCAUCGCCAACCUCGUCAACGCAGCGCACCACGGCCGUGAGAACGGGGCGGUGGGGUACCUGAUCACCGACUGGGGCGACAACGGGCACUGGCAGACCUUGCCCUUCUCGUACCUGGGAUUCCUGGCUGGUGCCGGCCUCGCCUGGAAUGCCGAAGCCAACGACGUGAGAUCGUAUCUGUCGCGUGAGCACCUGGCCUCUCGGCUGAACAUGCACGUGUUCCACGACACCGCCGACCUCCUCGGCGGAGUUGUGUACGAUCUCGGCUGUCUCUACACCGUCACCGGCGGCGAGCCGCAGUGCAACGACUCGUGUAUCUUCAAGUUCCUGCAAAACCCAAGCGAGGACAACCGGAGGGGCAUCACCGUGGCCAGCGCCGAAGCGGCCCACGAACGAAUCGUGGCGGCGCUGGCGGGGCUCAGGAAAGCCCACGCGGGUAGAGACGACGCUCAGCUCGUCCUCGACGAGAUCGCGCAUGGUGCGGCGAUGGCCGACGUGAGCUGUCGCGCGAUGGCGCUCAGCCUGCGGGAACCGGCACAGGCGCCAGGCGCCAGCGAAGAGUGGCGCGAGUUGCAGGAGGCGUGGGCCGCCUGCAAGCACCAACACGAGGCCAUCUGGCUUCGCCGCAACCGGCCCGGCGGACUGGUCGACAGCCUCAAGCGCUUCACCCCCCUCGCCCGCUUCCUCGCCACCAACACCCAGCCAACCUAA
Messenger RNA from Acanthamoeba castellanii str. Neff, 1953 nucleotides. Its product is annotated as glycosyl hydrolase family 20, catalytic domain containing protein. Gene Ontology annotation, cellular component: membrane. The record is from RefSeq and is a predicted model, not a curated record. Gene Ontology annotation, molecular function: beta-N-acetylhexosaminidase activity. NCBI's taxonomy places the organism in Eukaryota, Discosea, Longamoebia, Acanthamoebidae. The transcript has 12 exons. The coding region runs from base 1 to 1953 and encodes 650 amino acids. Gene Ontology annotation, biological process: glycosaminoglycan metabolic process; carbohydrate metabolic process.